Messenger RNA from Mytilus trossulus (common blue mussel), 1527 nucleotides. RefSeq lists its product as uncharacterized. The transcript is spliced from 4 exons. Bases 330 to 848 code for a protein of 172 amino acids. The record is from RefSeq and is a predicted model, not a curated record. NCBI's taxonomy places the organism in Eukaryota, Metazoa, Mollusca, Bivalvia, Mytilida, Mytilidae.
AUGUAAAUUUCCGGAAGGAUGAUCAAUGGACACUUACAUCCGAUCAUUGAAGAAAAUAUAUAUUAUUCAUAUAUUGAUAAAAAUAUGUUCAAUACAAAUGUAUAUUUCAACUAUUCACUUUUUUCCACGUGGGUGAUUAAAUACAAAACAAGUGAUUGGCACAUAUCAGUGCAUAGGACUUUGUGACAUUUUUGUUACAUGCAUAGUUGUGCAAAUAACGUAUUAGUCACAAUACAAUUUGGGAAAGUUGAUAAGGGUCAUACUGUUACAUGUACACACGUAAAAUAUAGUCCAAAUUUAAUAUUUUGAUAUCGAUUUAACAAAACAAGAUGUUAUUGGUUGUCGUUAUAAUCUAUUUCAUGAAAGUCGUUGGUGCUUGUCGAAAUUGUACACAACAGGGUUUUAUGACUAUACAAGAAUCAUGUAAAGACAGUGAUCAAAAGUUAAUCAGGGCACAGCAUCAAUUUUCUAAAGAAAACGAAACAUCGCUUUGCAAUUUUUUGUUUCAAUUUUAUUAUUGUGUCGGGGACCAUGUUCCAGCAUGUCUACAACAGAUAACAGGCAAAUAUGCAAGAUACUAUUCCUCUCCAUUUGACUGUCAUCCGACACCGGAAGUGACGUUAAAAUUACAAAAUUAUAUGAUGAAAGCGAACGAUUGCUCAAGUAAAAUUCCAAAAGACCAUGAGACAACAGUAAAAUAUAACAUCAUAACAUCGUCACAGUCCAGUCACAUGGGAAAACAUAAUUCAUUAAAUUCAACAAAUGUAGCAAUCAAAAAUGCCUCUCCUUCUGGGACAUUCCUACUGUCAUUCAGUACAAUUGUUUUGUGGUAUUUGGAUAUUUUAUGACAGGAAGUGAGAGUUAUCUGUCGCCUUGUCACGCAUCGUUGUGUUCGCUUUUAAUCAAAUAAUUCAGGAAGGAAAUGAUAAUCAGAGACUCAUCACACAGACAAAGUACCAGAUCAAGGUACCAGAUCAAAGUUCAAGAUCAGAUAUUGGGUUAAUAUGUUAGUGACACGAGACAUCCGUUAGUGUUUUCCAAUAAUUCUGCACUGAGUGUAUUAUUCUGUGAUAAAGCAGUCAAUGUUGUGGGAUAUCGAUUCCGGCAUUAAUUUGCUAUUAAAAUUACCAGUCGCAAAUGCUAAAUUACAUUAUAUGAUCAAGUUAUUUAUUGUGAUUACCAAUUUGAAUAUAAUAGUUCCGUUUUAGAUCGCUGUAUUCUGGAAUCUAAAGCAUAAGGAUUUUUUUUGGCAAAACCGUUUACCAAAGCAGAACGAUUGGUUUGAAAUGUCAUACAUAUUGCGAAUUCAACCAAUCACGACAUGGUUUUUUCGUUUGUAUAGAAGAGAUACGAUAUUAUGGCCUAUAGUUCUUUAAAUCUGAAACCGAGAAUCACAUUAAACUGAAAUUGUAACAUAGGUUCGGCUGAUUAAUUCUGUAAAUCUUCUUGUAUUUAUACUGCUCUCCAUGAUUUUUUUACACAUUUGGCUUCUCCAACUCUGCGAUAAAAUGACGAAGGUUAUUGCAU